Messenger RNA from Conger conger (European conger), 1125 nucleotides. RefSeq names its product POU domain, class 4, transcription factor 2-like. The coding region runs from base 1 to 1125 and encodes 374 amino acids. Gene Ontology annotation, molecular function: RNA polymerase II cis-regulatory region sequence-specific DNA binding; DNA-binding transcription factor activity, RNA polymerase II-specific. Lineage: Eukaryota; Metazoa; Chordata; Actinopteri; Anguilliformes; Congridae. The transcript is spliced from 2 exons. The record is from RefSeq and is a predicted model, not a curated record. Gene Ontology annotation, biological process: regulation of transcription by RNA polymerase II.
AUGAUGAUGAUGUCUCUGAACAGCAAGCAGGCGUUCGCCAUGGCCCACACCAGCUUGCCCGAACCCAAGUAUUCCAGUUUGCAUUCAUCUUCGAGUGCGCCUUCGUCUUCCUGCUCUUCUUCCAGACUUAGUAGUACUAUCAGCAGCAGCGCAGAGACGAUGCGCCGAGCCUGUCUCCCAACCCCACCGAGCAAUAUAUUCGGAGGUUUGGAUGAGAGCUUGCUGGCGCGCGCUGAAGCUCUGGCGGCGGUGGAUAUAGUCUCUCAGACCAAGAGUCACCACCACCCUCCUCAUCACAGUCCUUUCAAGCCGGACGCGACCUAUCACACCAUGAACACUAUCCCUUGCACCUCUUCCUCUUCCUCUUCCUCAUCAGUGCCAAUUUCGCACCCCUCCGCGCUGGCGGGCCACCACCACCACCACCAUCAUCACCACCAUCACCAGCCUCAUCAGGCUUUGGAGGGGGACCUGCUGGAUCACAUCACCCCGGGUCUGGCGCUCGGGGCUAUGGCAGGACCGGACGGAUCUGUGGUCUCCACGCCAGCUCACCCUGCCCACAUGGCGGGAAUGAACCACAUGCACCAGGCGGCCCUCAACAUGGCACACGCCCACGGGCUGUCCUCUCACAUGAGUUGCAUGAGCGACGUGGACGCUGAUCCCAGGGACUUGGAAGCCUUCGCUGAGAGGUUUAAGCAGAGGCGUAUUAAACUCGGGGUAACGCAGGCGGAUGUAGGAUCAGCGUUGGCCAACCUAAAGAUUCCAGGGGUUGGCUCGCUCAGUCAAAGUACCAUCUGUCGAUUCGAGUCCCUCACGCUGUCUCACAACAAUAUGAUCGCUUUGAAGCCCAUCCUACAGGCAUGGCUGGAAGAAGCAGAGAAAUCGCACAGGGAGAAACUGAACAAACCCGAGCUCUUCAACGGAGCCGAAAAAAAGAGGAAGCGCACUUCUAUAGCAGCGCCAGAAAAGAGGUCUUUAGAGGCGUACUUCGCCAUUCAGCCCCGUCCUUCCUCCGAGAAAAUAGCAGCUAUCGCAGAAAAACUGGACCUGAAAAAGAACGUGGUGCGGGUCUGGUUUUGCAAUCAGCGACAGAAACAAAAACGCAUGAAAUACUCUGCAUGCGUCUAA